AUGGUGAAGACCAGGGCGCCGAUUGCGAAGUCGAAGACCGGAAGGGAAGGCGUCGGAGAGGCUCGUUUGAAAACUCAUUUCCCCGUCGGGUUCCCGGCCUUUUCCCCGUGGAGGCAGGCCACGCGUAAAAUUUCCACGGCCCACUCCACGGACACCUUUGGAAGCCAUCUUGGCGAGGACCUCCGGCCCGGUUUCAUCGAUUUUCCACGCGGAAACAAGCCCGACCUCCAGACACCGGGCAGUGUUCCCCGUCUCGACACGACUCCCCCUGCGUCUCGCCCCUGCUUGUCGUUGCGCUCUCCUCCUCCUCCGCCGCCACCGCCGCCACAUGUCGCCUCCGCUGCGCUCUCCUCCUCCUCCGCCGCCGUGGCGCGUUGCCUUCGCACGUCACCUCCGACGUACUCUCCUCGUCCUCCACUUCCGCGCGCCGCAUCAGAUAAUGGGAAAGAGGAGCUGCAGCCACUGAUGGAGGAUGAUCUGACGCAGGUGGUCUCUCUGAUUAAGGAUCUUAUCCGGCUCUAUUACUUCAGCGGCGGGUCGUCAAGAUCCGCAAGAGGGUUUGCUGGAAAUGGUGCAUAGAAGGUAGAAGUUAUUUUGUGCCAAUAGUGGAGCAAAUGCAGAUUGGUGAAAGUUUAUUAUUGUGUUGCUCGUUACUUUGUAAUCACAGAUAUUAGUGCUUGAGUUCUUCCUACUGUCUUAAUUUUGUUCCAGUUCGAAAAUUGUUAAAUAAAUAGCUCAUGUCUCAUUUUAUUUUGUAUUAUCUAUCUGCGUAUGUGCAUAGACAUGACCAUAUAUCCAUUCAUCUUGGUUGGGCAGU
This is a messenger RNA of Panicum virgatum (switchgrass), 817 nucleotides long. Its product is annotated as formin-like protein 18. The record is from RefSeq and is a predicted model, not a curated record. NCBI's taxonomy places the organism in Eukaryota, Viridiplantae, Streptophyta, Magnoliopsida, Poales, Poaceae. Bases 1 to 579 code for a protein of 192 amino acids. The transcript is spliced from 4 exons.